CUCCCGACGGUUGUGGCGGCCGCCAUGGAGGCGAGCGGGCCCUGAGAAGAGGCCGGGCUGGGCCGGUGGCCUGCAGCCACGAGAGGCGGAGGCCGGGGGGCACGCAGCGGGGGAGGCGGGUGCGAGCCGGGACGCCGCGGGAGGCUCGGUGCUCCGUGUGUGCUCCGGCCGCCCACCCGCCGCUCCUGGCUUCGGCCCCGGCUCCGGCCGCAGACAUGGCGGGCGGGCACUGCGGCAGCUUCGCCGCGGCGGCGGCCAGCAGCGGGGAGAUCGUGCAGCUGAACGUAGGGGGGACCAGAUUCAGUACCUCAAGACAGACUCUCAUGUGGAUUCCAGAUUCUUUUUUUUCCAGUUUGCUGAGUGGAAGAAUUUCAACACUUCGAGAUGAAACCGGUGCUAUAUUUAUUGAUAGGGACCCGGCAGCAUUCGCCCCCAUUUUAAAUUUUCUUCGGACAAAGGAACUCGACUUAAGGGGAGUGAGCAUCAAUGUUCUCAGACACGAAGCAGAGUUUUACGGGAUCACUCCACUAGUUCGAAGGCUGCUGCUAUGUGAGGAGCUGGAGAGGUCGUCCUGUGGCAGUGUCCUAUUCCACGGCUACUUGCCCCCACCAGGUAUUCCCAGUCGUAAAAUAACUACCACAGCUAGACCCUCUGUGGAUGCCAGGAAUGGACUAAAUUCCACGGAAGGUGAAGCCCGAGGAAGUGGGACCCAGCCUGUGCUCCCUGCAGAUGGAGAAGAGACUGUUAGGCUGGGGUUUCCAGUGGAUCCAAGAAAGGUGCUAAUCGUUGCUGGCCACCACAACUGGAUUGUAGCGGCCUAUGCGCACUUCGCCGUCUGUUACAGGAUCAAAGAGUCUUCAGGGUGGCAGCAAGUGUUCACAAGCCCGUAUCUGGACUGGACCAUUGAACGAGUGGCUCUGAAUGCAAAAGUGGUUGGAGGUCCUCAUGGGGACAAAGACAAGAUGGUGGCCGUCGCUUCCGAGAGCAGCAUCAUCCUGUGGAGUGUCCAGGAUGGAGGGAGUGGCAGUGAAAUCGGUGUGUUCAGUCUUGGUGUUCCUGUAGAUGCCCUCUUCUUUAUUGGGAACCAAUUGGUGGCCACGAGUCACACAGGAAAAGUGGGAGUGUGGAAUGCUGUCACUCAGCAUUGGCAGGUGCAGGAUGUUGUUCCCAUAACCAGUUACGACACGGCAGGCUCCUUCCUUCUCCUGGGAUGCAACAAUGGAUCGAUAUAUUACAUAGACAUGCAGAAGUUCCCAUUGCGGAUGAAGGAUAACGACCUCCUUGUCACUGAACUCUAUCAUGACCCCUCCAAUGAUGCCAUCACUGCGCUGAGUGUUUACCUCACCCCCAAAACAAGUGUCAGCGGAAACUGGAUUGAGAUCGCCUACGGUACGAGCUCCGGAGCUGUGCGAGUGAUUGUACAGCACCCGGAGACUGUCGGGUCAGGGCCGCAGCUCUUCCAGACCUUCACAGUCCACCGCAGCCCCGUCACAAAGAUCAUGCUGUCCGAGAAGCACCUGGUGUCAGUGUGUGCCGACAACAACCAUGUCCGUACGUGGACAGUGACGCGGUUCAGAGGGAUGAUCUCCACUCAGCCAGGCUCGACUCCCUUAGCGUCAUUCAAGAUCCUGUCCUUGGAGGAGACAGAAAGCCAUGGCAGCUACUCCUCUGGAAAUGACAUAGGACCUUUUGGAGAACGAGAUGAUCAACAAGUAUUUAUCCAGAAAGUUGUUCCCAUCACUAACAAGCUGUUUGUCAGGCUGUCGUCCACUGGAAAAAGGAUUUGUGAGAUCCAGGCUGUCGACUGCACUACCAUAUCCUCGUUCACCGUGAGAGAGUGUGAGGGCUCCAGCAGGAUGGGCUCACGGCCACGGCGCUACUUGUUCACAGGCCACACGAACGGCAGCAUCCAGAUGUGGGAUCUGACCACAGCUAUGGACAUGGUCAACAAGAGUGAGGACAAGGAUGCAGGUGGCCCCACUGAGGAAGAGCUGCUCAAGCUGCUAGACCAGUGUGACCUGAGCACGUCCCGCUGCGCUACCCCCAACAUCAGUCCUGCCACGUCUGUGCUUCAGCACAGCCGCCUUCGGGAGUCCAGCUCCAGCCUUCAGCUCCAGCACCAUGAAACCAUCCAUGAAGCAGCUACUUACGGGGCAACACGGCCUUACCGGGAGAGCCCUUUGUUAGCCAGAGCGAGGAGGACCGAGAGUUUCCACAGCUACAGGGACUUCCAGACUCUCAAUCUCAACAGAAACUCAGAGAAGUCUGUCCCAGAAAACGGUCCCGUGGGUCCACCACAGGCGGAAGCGAAAGGGGCAGCCGGGGAAUGCAGUGUGUCUGAGAGGAAGUCCCCUGGGACAGAGCUGAGAUGUGGGAAAGAGUUGGAUGGCAGCUUCGAAGUGCAGAGAGCAGCUGAAGGCUUGUCAGAGUCCAAGAAAAGGUCAUCAGAGGACGACAACGAGCAUAAAGUGGAGUUACGGAAGAAAGGGUUUGAAGCAGGAGGAUUCCUUGGUAGAAAGAAGGUUCCCCAUCUGGCGUCCUCACCAAGUACCUCCGAUGGAGGGACCGACUCUCCUGGUACGGCAUCCCCAUCUCCAACAAAGACCACUCCGUCACCUCGGCACAAAAAGAGUGAUUCCUCGGGCCAGGAGUACAGCUUGUGAACUCACCAAAGUGCAUGAUAGUUUUGAUAAAUGUACAUGAAAAACAAAACUCCCUGGGUUUCCAUACAUUGGCUUUUACAUCAAAACUCUGUAGGAUACAGUUUGACCUGUGUAGUGUUUUCUGGGCCGACUCUUCUGAGGCAGGAGCAGAGCAUAUUCGGGGCGCAGUGAUGCAUUCCUGGACAGCUCAGAAGUAGCCCCAGGCCUGCAGGCACGUGUAAGAGCAGUUUGUAAGCAGGAGUCAUGGUCCGGCCGCCCUCUCUGCGGGCUUCUGUCCCAGCACCAUGGUAGUGCCCUUAGAGCAGGUGAGGCAGUGGGCCCGUUCCUAAUCCAGUUGUCCAAGGCUUGUCUUGCAGUGGUACCUUAACGUUAAUGACAGAAUCUCCUUGGAAUGUGGCUCCCAACCCUUGUGAUUGCGGAGUGUUUACUAGAUACUUGUUGAGGUGCUAUGUUGUGAAAAAGUCUCAUGUAACUCAAAACACUAUUAUUGGACCCCAGGUUCCACGGUGCACUACGUCUUUAGGGUUGUUUUACUUCGUUGUGGUCAUUUUCUGAUUCUUGUUGUUGGGAGGUAGUGCAGCAUGCACCACCAGUGUUUGAUACCCGAAGUCUCUCCCGUGGGAACAACCGUCUGUCUGAAUAGGUAAAAUAAUACAACAGGGAAGCGGUGUCCAGAAGGGCAUCCCUCUGUUUGCUGGUCUGCCCGCUUUAGGAGCCACUGUGUCUUUUCAGUGUCUCAC
This is a messenger RNA of Peromyscus eremicus (cactus mouse), 3403 nucleotides long. It is a transcript of the gene Kctd3, whose product is annotated as potassium channel tetramerization domain containing 3. The transcript is spliced from 18 exons. The coding region runs from base 216 to 2663 and encodes 815 amino acids. Lineage: Eukaryota; Metazoa; Chordata; Mammalia; Rodentia; Cricetidae. The record is from RefSeq and is a predicted model, not a curated record. Gene Ontology annotation, molecular function: protein binding. Gene Ontology annotation, biological process: protein homooligomerization.